UCCCCCAGCCCGCACCUUCUCCUGGUAUCUCCCCCAGCCCGCACCUUCUCCUGGUAUCUCCCCCAGCCUGCAGCCAGGUCGGUCAGCUCCUGGUGCCUGUGGGGGUUAAUCAUCCCCCCGUCUGCUGGGAUAGAUUGGGCAGCCCAUUGCUGGGGACCUUCCCCUGGAAGCGCUGCCUGGGAGCUGUCCCUCCCCCAGUGCUGAACUGGCUGCAUCUGACACUCUCCAUCAGAGCCAUUUGUGAGGAGGCAGCAGCCGGGGAGCCGGGAUUAGAGGAUUACUGCGGGACAUGUGGCUGCAUCCUCCGCUGCGUCCUCUGCACAGUGUGUCGGGCUGUGUGUGACAUUGUGUCAGGGGAACAAUAGCCUCGUCCAGCUGCUCCCAAACAGGGACCCUCAGCUGCUGCUCAAUGAGGGGCUUCUCUCAUCACCCUAUGCACAAAAGGGAGAAAAGUUUUGGUAUACAAAUGCUUUCAGUCCAGCCAGACACCAAGCCGAAAGGUUGUGCUGGCUGCAACCGUAAGAUUAAGGACCGCUACCUCCUAAAAGCCUUGGAUAAGUACUGGCAUGAAGAUUGCCUGAAGUGCGCCUGCUGUGACUGCCGGCUGGGAGAAGUGGGUUCCACCUUAUACACUAAAGCCAACCUCAUCCUUUGCCGACGGGACUACUUGAGGUAA
Pseudophryne corroboree (corroboree frog) is the source of this 676-nucleotide messenger RNA. Its product is annotated as LIM domain only protein 3-like. The record is from RefSeq and is a predicted model, not a curated record. The coding region runs from base 410 to 676 and encodes 88 amino acids. Gene Ontology annotation, cellular component: nucleus. Gene Ontology annotation, molecular function: transcription coactivator activity; DNA-binding transcription factor binding. Gene Ontology annotation, biological process: positive regulation of transcription by RNA polymerase II. Lineage: Eukaryota; Metazoa; Chordata; Amphibia; Anura; Myobatrachidae. The transcript has 2 exons.